CGGAGCGAGGGGGUUCCCCCUGCUGCAUCCUCAGACUGGGGCCGUCAACUUCCAGCUGCGGCGGCGACUUUCAGUUUCAUUUCCCCGGACCCUCUCGCUGGGCCCAGCCGCCGCCGCGAUGCCCAGUAAGUUCAGCUGCCGGCAGCUCCGGGAGACCGGCCAGCGCUUCGAGACUUUCCUGGUGGUUCGGGGGCUGGAUGGGGAGCGAGAUCGCGAGGUGCUGCGGGCCGUUUACUACCAGGACUUCAAGAUCAGCUUUCGGACCCCCAUCCCUGGUUUCUCCUCCAUGCUGUAUGGAAUGAAGAUUGCAAAUCUGGCCUACGUCACCAAGACUCGGGUCAGGUUCUUCAAACUCAGCCGGACUGAGGAGCAGGUACCAGAAGAUACAAAAAUGAAGCCAAUGUCAGAUAUCAGCAAACAGCACAAGUCCCUGCUAGCCAAGAUCUAUUAUGACAGGGAUGAGUAUCUUCAUGGGAAACAUGGGGUGAACGUGGAGGUCCAAGGCAACCAUGAAGCCAAAGAUGGGCAGGUCCUUAUUCAUCUGGAUUUGAACUGCAAGGAGGUGCUAACCCUGAGCCUUCAGAAUGGAGGGACCCAACCUGUCACACUGACCCAUGUCCUCCCGUUCUGCCGGUCUCCCCAGUUUGUCUUCUCUGAUGGAGACAAGGAACUGCCCUGCCGACUGGGGCCUGGUGAAUGCUAUGAGCUCCGCGCCCAAUGCGAGACCACCUUUGUGGGCUAUUUCCCAGCCACUGUGCUUUGGGAGCUGCUGGCGCCUAGCAAGACGGGUUCAGAAAAAGCUGGCACUUUCUACAUUGCCCGCUUCUUGGCUGCUGUCACUUACAGUCCCCUGGCUGCACAAUUGAAGCCCACAACUCCCUUCAAGCAGACCCCGGUCACUAGAAACCCAUUAGUGACCAGCCGGGUAGAAGAAGGACAGAAACCUGACCGUGCAGAGGGGUAUGACCUGGAAAUGAUUGUGCCACUGGGGCGCUACUCCCCACCGAAUCGCCUCCGGCAGCACUUCCCUGCCCUCCAGAAAGCAAACGUCUUCACUGCACCAAAGGAAAUUGCUGAGAUCAAGGCCCAGUUGGAGAAAGCCCUGGAGCAGAGGAACUACAAGACGAAGUUCCAGCUCCUGCUGCACCUGGAGGAGCUGCAGAUGGAGCAUGACAUCCGGCAGUAUGACCUGGAGUCAGUGCUCAUGACCCAGGACCCCACGGACCGCAAUUCCAACCUGCUCACUCUGCAGGUCCCCGGGGUGGCCGAGAGCCGCCCCUCAGUACUGCGGGGUGACCACCUGUUUGCCCGUCUGACCUCUGAGAUACACCAGGAGAACUCCAUCACCUAUAAGGGUUUUGUGCAUAGGGUGGAGUUGGACCGUGUCAAGCUGAGCUUUUCCAUGAGCCUCCUGAACCGCUUUGUGGACGGACUGACCUUCAAUGUGAACUUCACCUUCAACCGCCAGCCCCUGCAGGUGCAGCACCGCGCCCUAGAGCUGGCCGGACACGGGUCGCUGUGGCCCACACUCUUUCCUUCGACUGCCUGUGGGGUCCCGCUGAUGCCCUCAGAUGUGGAACUCAAGCUGUACGACAGGAGUCUGGAGUCAAACCCUGAGCAGAUGCAGGCUUUGAAGCACAUUGUAAUGGGCACCACCCGCCCAGCCCCCUACAUCAUCUUUGGGCCUCCAGGCACUGGCAAGACCGUUACCUUAGUGGAAGCCAUCAAGCAGGUGGUAAAGCUCUUGCCCCAGGCCCACAUCCUGGCCUGUGCCCCGUCCAACUCGGGUGCUGACCUCCUCUGCCAGCGGCUCCAGAACCACCUGCCCAGGUCCAUCUACCGCCUCAUCGCCCCCAGCAGGGACAUCCGCUUCGUGCCCGAGGACAUCAAGCCCUGCUGCAACUGGGAUGCACAGAAGGGGGUUUAUUUGUUUCCUGCCAAGAAGAAGCUGCAGGAAUAUCGUGUCUUAAUUACCACCCUCAUCACUGCCAGCAGGUUGGUCUCGGCCAGUUUUCCCAUCGGUCAUUUCACACACAUCUUCAUUGAUGAGGCUGGCCAAUCCGUGGAGUCCGAGAGUCUGGUGGCCAUAGCAGGGCUGAUGGAAGUCAAGGAAUCGGGCAAUCCAGGAGGGCAGCUGGUGCUGGCGGGUGACCCUCGGCAGCUGGGGCCUGUGCUGCGUUCCCCGCUGACUCUGAGGCACGGGCUUGGUUACUCACUGCUGGACAGGCUGCUCACCACUAACAACCUGUACAAGAAGGAACCUGAUGGCUAUAAUUCCCAGUUCAUAACUAAGCUGCUACGAAACUACAGGUCUCACCCCAGCAUUCUGCACAUUCCUAACCAGCUCUAUUACGAAGGGGAGCUGCAGGCCUGCGCCGACCCCAUAGACCGAGAGCGCUUCUGCCACUGGGAGGAUCUGCCCAAACCGGGCUUUCCCAUCAUCUUCCACGGCGUAAUGGGGAAGGAUGAGCGUGAAGGCAAUAGCCCGUCCUUCUUCAACCCAGAAGAGGUUGCCACAGUGAUUUCCUACCUGAAGAAGCUCCUGGUCCCCUCCUCCAAGAAGGGCAAAGCCCGCCUGAGCCCCCGAAAUGUGGGCAUCAUCUCCCCAUAUCGGAAGCAGGUGGAAAAAAUCCGUUACUGCAUCACCAAGGAGCUUCAGGGACUGGAUGACAUCAAGGACUUGAAGGUGGGCUCUGUGGAAGAGUUCCAAGGCCAGGAACGCAGCGUCAUCCUCGUGUCCACCGUGCGAAGCAGCCAGAGCUUCGUGCAGCUGGAUCUCGACUUUAAACUGGGUUUCCUUAAGAACCCCAAGAGGUUCAAUGUGGCUGUGACCCGGGCCAAGGCCUUGCUCAUCGUGGUUGGCAACCCGCGCCUCCUGGGCCACGACCAUGACUGGAACGAAUUCCUGAAGUUCUGUAAAGAAAAAGGGGGUUACACCGGGUGCCCCUUCCCUACCAAACCGGACCUCCAGCAGGGUCAGUACUUACUUCAAGAGCUGAGCAAGCUCAGUGUCUCUACCUCAGGGCCCGCAAAUCAUGACUACCUUCCCGCUGAGCAGAGGGGUGAAGGCAGCCUGUACCUGCAAGUGGAGCAAGAGUGGAGGAGCGAUCACUGAAGACAUGACAGGGACCUUCUCACACCAGCCAAGCCUUAACCCCCCACCCCGAGCCUGACCCCAGCCUGAACCUGCCCCCAGCCCAGCAGCCCUUCAGAGGGACAGAAAGGCUGGGAGAGGGAGUUUACAUCCCAAGCCAUUCCACCCCCUCCCCUGCUGGGGAGACUGACCCACCAAGCUGCUAACAAAUGCAGGGAGAAGAAAAACUCUGAAAACAAAAUCUUGUUCUAUGCAAAAGUCUUUGUGACUCAGCCUGGCCCAGCUUCCUGAGCUCCCAAGCUGACCCAGACCCCCGUGAGGGCUGUGUCCCUUCCCCACAAGAGGAGAGGCGCCCCCAGGGCCAGGGGAGGAAACCCAGUAGGAGGUGGCAGGGAAGCCACCCACAGGCUUCUAAGUUUAGCCCCUGCACCAGACCACUCCCCUCGCCCGCCUCCCAGGCCUGGAGCCAGGCAUGAUCUCAUCCUUUGCUCCAAGACUCCACCCGGCCUGCCCUGAGUCCUGCCUUUGCAGACAAGGGCCAGCAUUGCAGGUGACUUGCAAACAAGGAAAGAUGGGGCUCCAGGCUCACAGCCAAGACAGAGACCAGGAGAGAAGGGCCGGAAGCUGUCACACACAUUGGAGCUGUGGCCUUUAUUCAUGGCCCCCACCAAGGACAGCCAGAGGAAAGGCCCUGUCCACACCAGAAACAGGGAGUGGGGGUGGGGGCAGGGGGUUUCUCUCUGGGUUACACCCUCCCAGUCCCCUACCCCAGACCCUCUAGUGAGCCAGAAGUGUAUAAAGUGCUGGUGAGUGAUGAUUCUCUGGGGAAGCCAAAGGGGUCGAGAACCUGGCCAUGGCUA
Messenger RNA from Talpa occidentalis (Iberian mole), 3954 nucleotides. It is a transcript of the gene MOV10, whose product is annotated as Mov10 RISC complex RNA helicase. The record is from RefSeq and is a predicted model, not a curated record. The transcript has 20 exons. Bases 119 to 3115 code for a protein of 998 amino acids. Gene Ontology annotation, molecular function: RNA binding; 5'-3' RNA helicase activity. Lineage: Eukaryota; Metazoa; Chordata; Mammalia; Eulipotyphla; Talpidae.